UCAACUUUUUAUUGUAAUUUUUUUAGUUUCGAUUGCCGCUUGAAAAGCGUCGACAAAGCGUCGCGAAAGCUGCGUCGCUCAAGUUUUGUGGGUGAACUGAGCCGUUGAGCUUGCGAGUGAGCUGGCGUUCGCUUUCUGCGCUCAGUCGAUAAACGAAGCUUGGCCGCGACACUUGGCUCAAGCGGAAGCCAACACGUUAACGUACACAGCGAGCGAAAAAAGAAAAAGAAAAACGUUACGCGCAGCGGCCAAACUUGGUAGUCGGUUGGCAAAAAACAAAAACAACAAAACAGAAGCAAAAAAAAACAAGCGAGCAAGAAACACAGCUGAAGAAAAUUGCAACAGAGGCGCGUGCUCAAGGAGAAGUUGGUUAGAAGAGCGCUGCAUGCACAUUAGCAACGUCAGAGCGAGUGAGCGAGCUGAAAGAGAGGAGAGCACAUAUACUUAAACACACACACACACACAAGCAAAAUGGCGGCCGUUGAAGUGCGGAAUGGCUAUAAGUACUAUGGCUCCAAAAAGAAUCCCAAGAUUGUGCUCAACCAGCUGAAUAUGAACGUCAUGCGUGGCUCCAUCUAUGGCCUACUGGGCGCUUCGGGCUGUGGCAAGACAACGCUGCUCUCAUGCAUUGUCGGGCAACGUAAUCUCAACGGCGGAGACGUCUGUGUUUUGGGCGUUAAGCCCGGUGAGCCGGGCAGCGGUGUGCCCGGAUCGCGUGUGGGCUUUAUGCCACAGGAGAUCGCGUUGGUCGAGGAGAUGACCGUCAAGGAGACCCUCUUUUACUUCGGUCGCAUCUAUGGACUGACAGAUGAGCGUAUUCGGGAGAAGUUCAAGCUGCUCAAGGACCUGCUGCAACUGCCGUCGGCAGGUCAAAUGAUCAAGCAAUGCAGUGGAGGACAGCAACGCCGCUUGUCUUUCGCCUGUGCCAUGAUACACGACCCCGAGCUGCUCAUUCUCGAUGAGCCCACGGUCGGGCUUGAUCCUAUGCUGCGCGAAAAAAUUUGGGACUUUCUGGUGGAAACGACUAGAAAUAGCAAAUUGGCUGUGAUUAUUACCACACAUUAUAUUGAAGAGGCCAAGCAGGCGAAUUACAUCGGUCUCAUGCGCAAUGGCGUCUUGCUGGCUGAGGACACGCCCACCAAUAUCAUGAUCCAAUUCGGCACACAAUCGAUCGAAGAUGCUUUCCUCAUACUCAGCCAGCGUCAGGGCAACGAAGACCAGCUGGAGCAGAUUAUGAAUCAGAGUAAAAAUCAAACGCUGCCCGCCGCAGCGCUGCCAACGGAGGUGAUCGAUACACAUGAGCCGACGGUAGAGAAGCCGCCCAUACCAUACGUGGAGCCACAGAACGACAAUUGCAAAAAGAUUUUCUUUACGACCAAAGGACGCCUUAAAGCGAUGAUGACCAAGAACUUUGUGCAACUGUUCAGACAACCCUCAGGCAUAAUUUUCAUGAUGCUGUUUCCCAUCAUACAAUUGUCCUGCUUCUAUAUGGCCAUUGGCAAAACACCCAAGAAUCUUGAGCUGGGCAUCUACUCCGGCGAGGUGAACAGCUAUUCCGAGUGUUUCGAUGAGAACCUGCAGACCAUUUAUAACGUCAACGAUACGUGCCGAUUCAAUAAGCUCUCCUGUCGCUACAUACAGGAACUGGGCGAUGAUGUGGCCACUAGAAAGUAUUAUCCCACAGAGGAGGCAGCCUUUGCGGACGCCAAACGCGCCAAAACCGUGGGCUAUAUAUACUUCGCUCACAACUUCAGUGACUCGGUUUACGAAUUUAUCGAGGAUGGUAUCUAUGCAUCGGAUGGAUCCGUUGAUAAUGCCGAAGUAGUUGUCCAUAUCGAUAUGACGGAUCAACAAGUUGGUUACUUUAUGCAGCGCAAACUGCGAGACACAUUUAGCAAUUUUAUGAAUGCCGUUGUUCACGAUUGUAAUGUAUCAGCUGCCUUGGUCAAAUUGCCUGUACAGUUCCAGGAUCCCAUCUAUGGCAGCACGGACAUUGAGUUCCAACAGUAUUGUGCGCCUGGAGUGGUUAUGACCAUGGUAUUUUUCUUGGCCACUUUGAUGACGGCGGCCGUAUUUAUUUCGGAGCGUAUGGAUGGCAUCUGGGAUCGUACCCUAUUGGCUGGAGUUUCAGCAACCGAAAUGCUUUGGGCUCAUCUACUGACACAGCUUAUUAUCAUGGCACUGCAGUCGUUCGAGGUCGUCAUAUACAUUGGCAUCGUAUUCGAUACGUAUAACAAUGGAGAUACGACUACGUUGAUAGGACUGUUAACGCUGACAGCUUUUUGUGGCAUGUUGUUUGGUCUUUUCAUCUCUGUUUUCUGCAAAUCGCACACGGAGGCUAAUUUUGUGGCCACUGGAGCUUUCUAUCCCAUGAUUAUACUCUGUGGUCUUCUGUGGCCGUUGGAGAGCAUGCCGCAAUUCCUGCAGGAUGUGGUAAUGGUGCUGCCAUUUACCAUACCCUCCAUAUCGGCUAGAAAUGUCAUCGAGAAGGGUUGGAGCAUUACCCACGAGAAGGUCUAUAACGGCUUCCUCGUUAUGGCCGGCUGGACGAUCAUUUUCUUUGUGCUGUGUCUGAUGGGCAUCAGACGUAAGGCGUAGUGGGUUCUAUUCAAUAUUGGGGUUAACUUCUAGGAGUCGUAGCAUAUUAGAAUUUCCCAUUUAGGCGAUUUCACAUAUCUAUAUUUGUUAUAGUAUCUAUAUAAUUUAAUAAUUAUCGGAAGCAUAUCACUCGCAUGUCGCAGACUCUCAUCAUAAAAAAAAAAAACAAAAAAGGAAACUCACUGAUGCAAUGUUUAGACUGCAUUUGGGUUGCCUCGGGGAUUUUCAAUAUAGAGUUGCAAUAAUAAAUGUUCUAAAUUCGGUAACCCAAUGUCAGGCUGCACUAAAAUCAUUAAGGUCUAAGGGAUGUCUCACAAAUAUUUAUAGUACACAGCACAACAUUACUCAUGAACGAAACGUUUGAAGCCUAAGGCUUAAACAAAACAAAAAAUACACAUGUACUAAAUUUUAGAACAUGUCUUUAUGUUAAUCAUGUAAAUAGCCCAAAAAUUAUACAAAAAAAAGACAUAACAUAUUAUAUUUUAAUAUAUAUAUAUGCUUA
This is a messenger RNA of Drosophila hydei, 3100 nucleotides long. RefSeq names its product ABC transporter G family member 20. The transcript is spliced from 10 exons. Gene Ontology annotation, molecular function: ATP binding; ATP hydrolysis activity; ABC-type transporter activity. NCBI's taxonomy places the organism in Eukaryota, Metazoa, Arthropoda, Insecta, Diptera, Drosophilidae. The coding region runs from base 472 to 2598 and encodes 708 amino acids. The record is from RefSeq and is a predicted model, not a curated record. Gene Ontology annotation, cellular component: membrane.